Molecule: messenger RNA, 1637 nt
Organism: Pararge aegeria (speckled wood butterfly)
Lineage: Eukaryota; Metazoa; Arthropoda; Insecta; Lepidoptera; Nymphalidae
Product: cytochrome b5-related protein-like
Exons: 5
Coding region: 182-1318 (378 amino acids)
Cellular component (GO): mitochondrion
Molecular function (GO): heme binding
Source: RefSeq, a predicted model, not a curated record
CGCGCACCGGACGAUAGCAUACAUUUUACUUCAAUAUCAACAUAACUGAUUUACUAAAUUACAAUUGCAAAUCUAACAGUGUAUUCAACGUAGUGUUUAUAUUUCGACGUGAACAAAAUCAUGAAUUGAUACUUAUAACUUUUACUUUUAAAUACUGUGCUCAGUUCAUAAAAAGAUCAAAAUGGUUCCAGAUCCGAACAGACGACAAGUUAGCUUUCCGAAACUUCUUUACCCGUUAUAUAGGGAUGUAGAACCUAAAACUACCCAACAAUGGCUAUUAGGGAAGCAAAUACAAGACGGUGCUGAGGGUCUAUGGAGAAUACAUGAUAGUAUUUAUGAUUUGACAGACUUCGUAUCUUCUCAUCCUGGUGGAUCACAGUGGAUUGAAUUUACAAAGGGAACGGAUAUUACAGAAGCCUUUGAAACACACCAUAUAAAUAACGUCGUGGUUGAAGCUCUACUACCAAAAUAUUUUAUAAAGAAAGCCAAAACAUCCAGGAAUUCCCCGUUUUCAUUCAAAGAGGACGGUUUUUAUAAAACUCUUAGACCAAAAAUCGCAGCAAAACUCAAAGAAUUACCCCACGAUGUUAGGAAAAAAAGUGAUAAUGUCACAGAUUUUCUCUUUGCGUGUUUGUUGGUUGGAAGCCCACUUUGUUGCUGGCUUUGGACGAAGAAUUUAAUAUAUGGAGCUGCCUCGACAGUGAUUCUUGGCUUUAUACUAUGUGGGCUCAGUAUUUGUGCCCACAACUAUUUGCAUAGGUCGGAUAGUUGGCGAAUGUACCUCUUAAACUUCAGUGGAUUUUCAUACUCAUUUAUGGGACGUUUAUCCAAUUUAAAUCGUAAAAAGUUUACAUGGGACGGUGUGAUACCGUUUCUAUUACCUCUAUGGAUGUGGUACCUGAGUGGGGUAUUCCUGCCUUGGACACUCACAGUAUGGCUGGCGACAAUAAUGAUUUCAAGUUUUUUCUUGAUGUUGUUUGGACUGACGGCUGGUCAUCACGCACACACUAAUUUUUUCGAGGGUGACAUACCAAGGGACGAGUUUUUGGAUUGGGGCAUACAUCAAAUGGAUACCAUAGUUGAGAGGGUCGAGUACAUGGAAGAUCACUUUAAAUCAAUCACGCGUUUCGGGGACCAUGCGCUACAUCAUCUCUUUCCGACUUUGGAUCACGCGGAGCUAAAAUAUUUAUAUCCCACUCUAUUGGAACAUUGUGAAAAAUUCGAUACUCAGCUCCGGGUCACUACGUUUUAUAACGCUCUUAUAAGCCACAGUAAGCAGCUGAUAAGGAAAUGGCCGAAUAAUUUUAGGGAAAAGUAAGUUUUCGGUGCUACAUUAUGUUAGCAAUUUAUUUACAGUGCUUUCGAUGCAAUGUAAAUACUCGUCUCUCAUUGUGUAAAACAUUUAUGUUAUUUUUAGUUGAUUACAUCACAUACAGUAAUUUAAAAGUCAGGGUUAAUGAUUUAAAAUGCAUUUGAAUUUUUGUAAAAUGUUGUAUUUUUUAGAUAUACCUAGCAAUGUAAGCGAAACACCUAGGUGCUUCUAUUUCAAAGAACUAAAGUAAUAUAGUUUUUAUACUUUUCACUUUUAGUGUUUUUUUUAUUCCGUGAUCAAAUUUAAUGAUUGCCGUGGUGGUGAC